Penicillium pulvis is the source of this 1791-nucleotide messenger RNA. Its product is annotated as BCS1 and AAA domain-containing protein. NCBI's taxonomy places the organism in Eukaryota, Fungi, Ascomycota, Eurotiomycetes, Eurotiales, Aspergillaceae. Gene Ontology annotation, biological process: protein insertion into mitochondrial inner membrane from matrix; mitochondrial respiratory chain complex III assembly. Gene Ontology annotation, molecular function: ATP binding; ATP hydrolysis activity. The coding region runs from base 1 to 1791 and encodes 596 amino acids. The record is from RefSeq and is a predicted model, not a curated record. The transcript has a single exon. Gene Ontology annotation, cellular component: mitochondrial inner membrane.
AUGGAGUUCAAUCAAACAAAUCCUCAGUCCGAUAGGGUGGGGAUAUCUUCCUCUGAGACUGCUAUGCUGGAGGCUCUGAUACCGGGAUACGCACUCUUCUCACGCUUCCUGCUGUCCUACCUCCAGAUCGAUCUCACGGUCUAUUUACAACAACUGGUCGUCCUGGUCGUAUUUGGCGCUGCCAUCAAAUACACUGUUGGCUACAUCUCCGAUUUUGUCAAGGAAUACCUCGUCUCAACAGCGGAGAUCCGCUUGGAUGAUGAAACGUUUAAUUACUUUAUGUACUGGAUCUCACGACAGCCCCACAUGAGACGCACGAACCGCUUUGUUGUUGGUGUCAAGUCCAAUGGCUACUGCAGUGAAUCGGAAGAUUCGGACGAUGACGACAAUCCAGACAAAGAUACUGGAGAGUGGGAUGAGCCUGGCAGCACGGAUGGUGUCUCCUUUGAUGAAUACUGGGCCAAGGUGAUCAGCCGUGACAAAUACAAGCCCCUACGCUUCACUCCAUCACAAGGUCGACAUAUAUUUUGGUAUAAGAAUCGGCCCUUGAUGCUAGAGCGGAGACACCAGACCAGCAGCCACCGCUACGUGCUAAACAACGAGCGACUCUACCUUUCUUGUCUCGGCCGCGAUGCAUCUAUUCUCAGAACGGUCUUGAAUGAGGCACAGCAAGCAUAUGUUCAGCGCGAUGGUAAUCGCACCAUCAUCUAUCGUGGUCACCGCUACUACUCUGGUGGUUCAUGGAACUGGACACGGUGUAUGGCCCGGGCGCCACGUCCUUUGUCCACUGUUGUCCUCGACCCUGAGCAGAAGCAGGAUUUCAUCGACGAUAUCAAAGAAUAUCUUCACCCCCGUACCCGUCGGUGGUACUCAAAUCGUGGAAUUCCGUACAGGCGGGGAUACCUAUUACAUGGCCCCCCUGGUACGGGCAAGACCAGUCUGUGCUUUGCUGCGGCAGGUCUUUUCGGCUUGAAGCUUUACCUUCUCAACCUGAAUUCAAGGGCUCUUGACGAAGAUAGUCUUGCUUCUUUAUUUUCUGAGUUACCCAACCGAUGCAUCGUUCUUCUCGAGGAUGUCGAUACAGCCGGGAUCACACAGACACGGGGCAAGACCAUUGCCGAUGUUAAGCCCAAGGAUGACGAGGGUGAGGAUGGUGAUAUCGAAGAGAUUCCCGAAGAGGCAGUCGAUGCCGUUGUCGUUGAUGAAGUUGCAUCCACUGCCAAGCCCGAUGGAAUCACCCUGUCAGGCCUAUUGAAUGUCAUUGACGGUGUCGCUGCCAGUGAGGGACGAAUUCUUGUGAUGACGUCGAACCAUCCAGAAAAGCUAGACGCAGCACUCCUUCGUCCCGGUCGGGUGGAUCUGAGUAUUGCUUUCGGCUUUACCAGCCAGGAGGCCAUCGAAGAGCUUUUCACGUCAAUUUACAUGGCGAUGGACGGUGACUCUCCUCGCACGUCUGCUGCCCAGCGCCUGAGCAAUGAACAUGCAAAGCUUAAAAUUGGUGGUGUUUCCAUUCCUAAUGGACAUAAACGGACCAAGAGCCAGGAGCUGCUGGAGAAGGUAGAGAGUGAAGAAAAAGCGCACCAGUCUUAUCUCCAAGAAUUGCGCCUUCGUAUAAAUACUCUGGCAAAAAGAUUUGCCUCUAUUGUGCCACCCGAUGAAUUCACUGCAGCUGAAAUCCAGGGAUAUUUGCUUAACCAUAAGAGCACUCCCGAGGCUGCUAUCAAGGGCGCUGGGACUUGGGUGCACGCCCUCCGGGAGAAGAAGAAGGCGCGCGAAGAAAAAAGCGUUUAG